AUGCUCCAGGCUCUCACUCUUACUCUCGCCGCCAUGACGGGCGUCUUUGCCGCACCGGCCACCACCGGCCCAAGUGGUAAGACUUCCAUCCACAACAAGCGAGGGGACGAUUAUUGGGGAGGCGCGGUGCAAGAAGGCCCUUCGGGCACCGGCUGGAAUUACGUCCAAGGCAGUGUAGUCGUCCCGAGCUUCAGCGGAGGGGACAAGCAGCAUUCCGCAAACAUGUGGGUGGGAAUCGACGGCGACGACUGCACGAGCGCCAUCUUGCAGACCGGUCUUGUAGCGUACGGAGACGGCACAUUCUGGCUGUGGACAGAAUGGUGGAAGCAUCCCAUGCAAAGCUACGAGACCAACCUUGGCUUCUCACCGAAUGACACUCUGCGCUUUACCGUGCAUGCCACGUCUACCACCUCGGGCACCACAACUGUCGAGAACUUGAGCAGUGGACGUGCAGUCUCACAUACAUUUACAAGUGAGGCGGCUUACCCGCUCUGUGAGACGGAUGCUGAAUGGAUCCUGGAAGACUGGCAGAGAAACGGACAGCCGGUCACCCUUGAGAACUGGGGUACGAUUAAGAUUUUUGACACUGUUGCCAAAAGUCCCAGGACACAAGUCACGGCUGCUGGUUCUGACAUUGUCAACAUCAAUAUCAACGGCCAAACUCUUACUAGUAGCAGUGUUGACUCGGAUGGAACCGUUAGCGUCACUUAUAUUGGUCCUAACUAA
Metarhizium acridum CQMa 102 is the source of this 726-nucleotide messenger RNA. RefSeq lists its product as uncharacterized. NCBI's taxonomy places the organism in Eukaryota, Fungi, Ascomycota, Sordariomycetes, Hypocreales, Clavicipitaceae. Gene Ontology annotation, molecular function: glutamic-type endopeptidase activity. Gene Ontology annotation, biological process: proteolysis. The record is from RefSeq and is a predicted model, not a curated record.